GCUGAGGUGGAGGAAACGCUGAAGCGAAUUCAGAGCCAAAAAGGAGUGCAAGGAAUCAUUGUUGUUAAUUCUGAAGGUAUUCCUAUCAAAAGUACUAUGGACAACUCCACAACGAUUCAGUAUGCGGGCCUCAUGCACAGCUUCAUCAUGAAGGCACGGAGCACUGUGCGAGACAUUGAUCCCCAGAAUGACCUCACGUUCCUGCGGAUCCGCUCCAAGAAAAACGAAAUCAUGGUUGCACCAGAUAAAGACUACUUCCUGAUUGUCAUCCAGAAUCCAACUGAAUGAUUACACUGACUUGGUCUGGUUUUUUCCCUUUGCCCAACUGUUUUUUUUAAUUUAAUGGUAAAGAAUAGAGCAUUAGUGUUAACUCUGCUUGCCACUUCAGUAAUGUCUGGAAAAACAAAAGCAGGUGGUUUUGUUGUUUACAAACAGAAAAAGUGGCUUUUUUUUUUUGUAUCACAAGUCGUUUUGAGGAGGAGUUGGUGAAUUAGAAUCAGGUAGUAAAAAAUGCAACAGAUUCUUUUAAUAGUUAAGAAGAUAAUAUAAUAAAAUUCUAAUAAUGUUCUAAAAAAGAUUA
Messenger RNA from Fulmarus glacialis (Northern fulmar), 580 nucleotides. It is a transcript of the gene DYNLRB1, whose product is annotated as dynein, light chain, roadblock-type 1. Lineage: Eukaryota; Metazoa; Chordata; Aves; Procellariiformes; Procellariidae. Gene Ontology annotation, biological process: microtubule-based movement. The record is from RefSeq and is a predicted model, not a curated record. Gene Ontology annotation, molecular function: dynein intermediate chain binding. Gene Ontology annotation, cellular component: centrosome; cytoplasmic dynein complex; cytoplasm. The annotation marks the transcript as partial. The transcript has 3 exons.